Molecule: messenger RNA, 1757 nt
Organism: Mytilus trossulus (common blue mussel)
Lineage: Eukaryota; Metazoa; Mollusca; Bivalvia; Mytilida; Mytilidae
Product: DNA-directed RNA polymerase II subunit RPB4-like
Exons: 5
Coding region: 79-516 (145 amino acids)
Biological process (GO): transcription initiation at RNA polymerase II promoter
Cellular component (GO): RNA polymerase II, core complex
Molecular function (GO): translation initiation factor binding; nucleotide binding
Source: RefSeq, a predicted model, not a curated record
AUUGUGUUGGUUUUUAGAUGCACUUAUUUUCGGAUCUUUCUGGUGUUUUCAAUAAUACGGUACAACAAAUAAAUCAACAUGGCGACUCCCAGUGGACACACACAACCUCUUCCAAACGAACAAGAAGAAGAGGACGCUUCUGAAUUACUCUUUCCUAAAGAGUUUGAGAAUGCAGAGACUUUACUGAUAUCAGAAGUGCAGAUGUUACUGGACCAUAGGAAACAACAAAAUGAGAGUGCAGAAGAAGAACAGGAAUUAUCAGAAGUCUUUAUGAAGACAUUGAAUUACACUAGCCGAUUCUCAAAGUUUAAAAACAGAGAGACUAUCACUGCAGUAAGAAGUUUGUUGAUGCAGAAGAAGCUACACAAGUUUGAGUUGGCAGCUCUGGCAAAUUUGUGUCCUGAUAAUGCUGAAGAGGCCAAGUCUCUCAUACCAAGUUUGGAGGGUAGAUUUGAAGAUGAAGAACUACAACACAUACUAGAAGAUAUUCAGACUAAAAGGAGCUUUCAGUAUUAAUGUAUAUAUGUUUUUGACUAUGUGUUCAUUGAAAAGAAAGAUCAGAGAUGAUUUCUUUUAAUGUAUCUUUAUUUUGUAAUUUUAAAUAUUUUCCUUUGCAUUAUAAGAACAAAAAUGUAGAAAAGAGGCUAUAAAUUUUAAUAAUACAGAAUUUAAAACCUCCUCAGAUAACAAACAGUCAACAGUAUUUUUAAUAUGGAUUUAUCUCAUGUUUAUAAUACAUUUAUUUGGAAAUUUCAUGGUAAUGAAUACUUAUGAAAAGAUAUAAUGAUCUUUUAUUCUCUUUAAAGGGGCCUUGCAAAAGUUGAUACUAAAGGCUUUAUGAAGAGUAAUUUAUAUCUUGUUGAAAUGGUCACCUCAAAGACAAUGUGUAAUAUUGUGACCAGUGCAGAAUUUAUGAGGUUUUCAAUUUUCAUGAUUUCCAAUCACUGAUUCUGAGGAUUAUUCCAUAUGAAAAAGGCUUUGUAUAGUCUCUUAAUAUUUCUGAUUAGUUAAGGUGGUACCCAACACUUUCACUAAAAUUAAUUUGGCUCAUUUAAUUUUCAUAAAAUUUGGUCAAAGUUUUUACUUUGAACCUUUAUCAAAAAUAUAAAAAAAUCAUAAAAUUUGAACUAACAGUUUAAUCAGAAAAAUUACACUGGUUAUAUAGCAGUUUAACAAAAACUUAUUUUGAUCAAUGAGUAGCUUAAUAUUCCCUUAACAUUGAAGGACUUCAUUAAAACGUUUUGUUGAUUUUACAGAGUCAUCUCCCUGUAGUGUUAGGUACAACCUUAAACAUUGUUUCAUAUUUUGUAGUCAUUUGUCAUGUCACUUCAAAUUGUACAUAUCUUUUUAAAUACUGUGGAUUCAUUAUUAUUCGUUGGAUACCGUUUUUCGUAGACUUUGUGGGUACAGGUUAACCACGAAAUUAAAUGUUCCACGAAUGACAAAUUUUCCGUAGGCUUGUAUGUCGACUGUGAUAGAACAACGAAAUUAAAUAUCCACGGACAUGUAAGUUUUCCUCAAUCGACGAAAAUUUGUACCCACGAAAAUAAAUGAAUCCACAGUACUUUGGUCAUUGAUUAUUAAUCACAACUAAUUCAGGUCAGACUAGUUCUUUCUGUUACACUAAUCAUUGGUAUUUUCCAUUAAAAAGGACAUUUUCAACAAAAGUGACAGAUAUAUAUGUAGGUCAUAAUGAUAAUGAUAAUAGUAUAAAACUUUUUUGUAACAUUUAUAUGUUAAUAAAUUUAUAAGAAUCA